UCCCACUGGGUUUUCCUGAUAAGGUUUUAAUGAGGCAACAUUAAGCGUAUUACAAUCUCUGUAUGGUUAUGGCAUCCAAGGGGAAGUGUUAUAAAUCAAUUGAUGGAUGUUCAUACACUUAGAGAGAGAGACGGCCCAACCCUAGAGAAAGAGGCGACGGCCGCGAGACUUAGAGAGAGAGAGACGGCUACAUGGUUUAUGAGAAAAGGAAACUCAAUUUUAUUUUCAUUGUAUGAUUAGGAUUUCCCUUUUCGUUUAUGUUUAUGAUCUGUAAUCUUUUCUUUUAUCUAUCUUGUAAUUCCCUAUAUAAAGGAAACACUUUAUGAUUAAUAAUACAGAGAAACAUUCAGCUGUAAAUCUAUUGUUUCACAAACUUUAUUCAGUUUUUUUUUCCACUAAAAUAUAGAGAAAGAAGCACAGGGUGCAAAUUGCUAUGUAAUACAUUAAUUGAUGGAGAUUGGAAAACGACUCGAGAGGAGACAAUAAAUAAAACUUUAUCAAAUGACGUAUGCCCAACGAAAUUUUUCGAAAAUGGAUCAGGCCCAAUAACUGGAAUCCUUUAUUAUUGGGCCGGGUCUGGGUGUAUUAUAUAUGUUGAUGACAGAGAAAAAAAACUAGUCAUUAUUUAGAUUUUUGAUAUAAAUGAGAGCUGGACUUUUUUUUGAGUGUCAAAUGUGAAAGUUGGAUUGAUUACAUACUUUUAGUUAAUUCUCAAAUCUAGCUAAAUUGUCUCCUAUAGAAUACCUAAAAUUCAAAUAUGAAUGUUCAGAUAUUAAAAACAAAAUAUAUUUAUUAAAAAGUGGUUCUUAAGUAUAAAAAUUUAGUUAUGUUUACUUAACAAUCCACAAGUUUUAAAAGUCAAUAAUUGAAUACUACCAAAUUUUAGCAUAUAUUAAAAACCACUAAAUAACUAUUUAAUUUUGAGAAGAACAUAAGUUAUGAUUAUAUUUCAUAACCAAAAGUAAAGCAUUCAAUCCAUUAGCCCCUCAAACCGAGUUGUGCAAGGGAAGCAGACGAUGAAUCUUGUUGCUCUGGUGCUCCUGAUAUUACACAUUUUCAUUGUUUCAUGGGUAGAUGCAGGCACAGUCGUUUUGAUGAAUUCCAACAUCACUCAGUCUUUCGAAGACAUGGAAGGUGAUUUCUCUCCAUCAGAAGAGGCUACGGUAGAAACCGGAGUCCUUUACGUGGCUGAUCCUCUUGACGCUUGCCAAAAGUUGAGGAAUAAACCGAAGCAGAGUACUAACGGUACUUUCCCUUUCGUGUUGAUCAUGAAAGGAGGCUGCAGUUUUGAGCACAAAGUCAGAAACGCUCAGGAAACCGGUUUCAAAGCUGCCAUUGUCCAUGACGAUGUGGACCGCGACUUCUUAUUAGCUAUGGAAGGAGACGAGUAUGGUAUAAACAUUCAAGCGGUUUUUGUGGCGAAAGCAGCAGGAGAAACACUCAAGAAAUACGCUGGCAUGGCAGAAACAAGAGUCAUGCUGGUCCCUAGUUUAGAGGACUCCGGGUUGUCGUUGUUCGCGACCACAGCAUUGGUUGUAUCGUUGGGCAUGUUUGUUGUUCUGACCACUUGUAUUUACAUCUGUAGACGUUGUACAUCACCUAUAACUGAUGCAUCCCAGUUCCAUGGAAUGAGCAGUAGAACGGUAAAAGCAAUGCCGAGUGUUACAUUCACUUCUGUGCGCGGAUACAUCACAACAGCUCUGUCUUGCGCUAUCUGCCUCGAAGACUACAGUGUUGGAGAGAAGCUCAGGGUCUUACCUUGCUGUCACAAGUUUCAUGCCACUUGUGUAGACGUGUGGCUUACAUCAUGGAGAACGUUUUGCCCAGUGUGUAAACAGGAUGCAAGAAUAAGCACGGACGAGCCAUCAGCUUCAGAGAGCACACCGCUCCUUGCAGGAUCAUCUUUAGUGCAUAUAGACCCUCCUGUGGGAUCCUCACUUUUGCCCACGAGCUCGUCCUACAGUCAGCUAUCUUUCAGGUCUUCUUCCGCUCAUGUCAGCCAUAUAUCUGCGGAUUUCAGGCAACAAGCAGCCUCCCCGUUGCGGUCUUCAACGCAGAGAUCAUACAUCACCUGUAUAGGCUCGUUGGACUCACCGUUUUACUCGAACAUAGCAUCUCUCAACGAGAUGAUGCUACCAUAUCAGACUAGCCCACGCAAUGCGUCCCCUGGGUUUGUCCAAUCAACAAGUCAUCAGUUCAACUCUUCGCUCUCCAGGGCAUCAGAAGGUUCAUCAUCUCAUUUCGCCUCUGCACACUCGCUUGAAGAAUGUUAGACCAAAGAUUCGAGCAGACACCAUGGACUCUCUAGGUCCGGUUUGGUUCACUAGGAUUCUUUUGCUUUUAAUGUUCUGUCUACGCAUCAAAUCCUUGGAAAGCUAUCUAUUAGCCAAUAAGGAUUGAUGAUAUGUAUAUAACCUCUCUGUCCAUGUUGGUUUCAUUCUUAUUUUUUUUUUGGGUUUAGUUCGCUCGAAUCUGAGAUUCAACUAAA
This is a messenger RNA of Brassica napus (rape), 2488 nucleotides long. Its product is annotated as receptor homology region, transmembrane domain- and RING domain-containing protein 3. Lineage: Eukaryota; Viridiplantae; Streptophyta; Magnoliopsida; Brassicales; Brassicaceae. The coding region runs from base 1017 to 2273 and encodes 418 amino acids. The record is from RefSeq and is a predicted model, not a curated record. The transcript is spliced from 4 exons.